Molecule: messenger RNA, 3933 nt
Organism: Phalacrocorax carbo (great cormorant)
Lineage: Eukaryota; Metazoa; Chordata; Aves; Suliformes; Phalacrocoracidae
Source: RefSeq, a predicted model, not a curated record
UUCGGCGCUGCUGUCGCGCCGGGCCCGGCAUGCCUCGCGGCGGCGCGCGCCGGCGGGCGGUGGCUUUCCCUCCCCUCUGGUCUCCUGACGGGGCGCGGAGGCUCCGUCAUGGCGGGAGCGCCGCUGGCGGCGGUGGAAGGGCUGGUGCGGGAGCUGCUGAGGGAGGAGGCUCCGUCCCGCAUCGCCGCCCUCACCGAGGAGCUCUUCCAGGCGGCGGCGAGCGUCUCUGAGGCGGGUGGGAGCGCGGCCGAGGUUGAAGAGGGUGCAAUAAGCCUGUGGAACUGGGUUGUGACCAAACACACAGGUUCAGUUGUCAAUGAUGAGCAAAGAGCUAAACUACGGUUUGUUGCUUGCAGACUGGUGUGCCUUUGUCAAGGCAGCGAUCCUCCAGAGGGGACUAUUCAAAGACAGAUUUUGAUGUCUAUGAAAACUGGGAAAGUUUGGAUAGAUAUCGGAAAAGCUGAUCUUGCUGAUGGAUUUCUGGAGACUGCCAUGAAUGGAUUAGAAAAACUGUAUGCGAAGUUACUUAAGGGAAGCAAUGGUGAAGCAGACACUCAUGUGUAUAAAGCUGAUGUAGAGAAGAACCUCUUCAAAGUACUCACUUACCAGGCUGAAUCAGCAGUUGCUCAAGAGGAUUUUCAGAAAGCGGUGAUGUGCGUGCAGCGCUGCAAAGAUAUGUUGAUGAAAUUGCCAAAAGAGGCCUGUUACCUGUCCAUCCUCUGUUACAAUUUUGGAGUGGAAACCUAUGAACGGAAGAGGUAUGAACAGAGCUCCUUCUGGCUCAGCCAGAGUUAUGACAUUGGGAAGAUGGACAUGAAAUAUUCUGUUGGCAAAGAAAUGCAGGCUAAAGUGCUGCGAUUGUUAGCUACAACCUAUUUUGAGUGGGAUUGCAAUCUGUAUCUUGACAAGGCAUUGAAAGCUAUAAGCUUGGCAAAUCAGGAGGAUUUGCAUCCAGCAGGCGUUUUUUUGAAAGUUAAAAUUCUUCUUAAAAGUGGAGCAUCAGAUGAAGAUAUCAACUCAGCCGUUGCAGAAUUCCUGCAUCAUGGGAUGUCUUUAGACUUUUGUUUGAAUACUGCCAAACUGCUGCUGGAGCAUGGACGGGAAUCAGUUGGUUUUGAUUUUCUGAAAUCUGUUCCUGAACGAUUUGAAUCUUCACCUGACCUUGGAAAAAUUGCCCUGCUCCACAUUGAGUUCCUGUUGCAGAAUAAGAGGGAGCUGCUUGCUAAGCAAAAGGUUGAAGAAAUUAUUAUAGGUCAUUAUACUGGGAAGCAGCUGUUGCCUGAAGCCUUGAACCGCCUGCACAUCAUCUUGUGGGACAGAGCUGCCAAACAUUAUGAGGCAAAAAACUAUUCUGAGGCUCUUCACUGGUAUAAUUAUUCUGUCAGCUUCUACACACCUGGGCAGAUAGAUCAGAACUUGGCUAAGCUGCAGAGGAACAUGGCUUCUUGCUAUCUUCACCUGAAGGAAGUUGACAAGGCUAAAGAGGCAGUUAAAGAAGCAGAGAGGUGUGAUCCAAACAGCAUCUUCACUAAAUUCAGUGUCUAUAAGAUUGCAGUGAUGGAGAAAGAUACUGAUAAAGCUGUUGAAGCAGUUAUUGAAAUGGGGAAGCUAGCACAAAAGCCAUCGCAACAUGAAGACAAGCUGAGAGUGGAUGAAGAUACGGGCACUAACCUCCUGAGUUUAGCUGCCCAAAUUGCUUUAGAGAAUAAACAACAAGUUGUGGCUAUCAAAGCUUUGGAGUAUUUGUCCAAACAUUUACAAGACUGCCGACAAUUAUUUGCAGCUUUAAAAUGUUUGGUUCGACUUACGUUGUCAAAGGUCAUGGCAGAAAAUGAAGAGAAAAGAGAUGAAGAUAUCAACUCAAUGCUAACUUACUUAACCUUGGCUCACAAGAGACUUGCUGAGUCUUUCACAGAUGAGAAAUUUACAGGGGACAUGAGGAUCCUUGAAGCUCACUGGUUUAGAAAAGUUGCUUGGAACUUAGCUGUACAAUUCAGGGGCUGCCCUGAAAAGAUGAGGGAUUUUUUUCUACUGUCUUUCAAGUUGUCCCAGUUUUGUCCUUCUGACAAAGCUAUUCUAAUUGCUCAGAAGACAUGCCUGUUAAUGGCAGCUGCAGUUGAUCUGGAAAUGGGGAGACAACAAGUAACACCUUCUGAACAGACAGAGCUUUUGACUCAGGCCCUUCAACAUCUCCAGGCAUGCAAAGAGAUAUGGAAAGUUCUGAAAUUAACAGGAGAUUUUGCUAAAGACCCAACAGACACAUUGUUGCUGCUUUAUGAAUUUGAAGCAAGAUCCAAACUGAAUGAUCCAACACUCCACAACCUUAUGGAGUCCGUAUGGGAGCAGCCACAAAUAGAGGUUAAGACGCUAGAAAUCAUUGCAUCACUAGCAAUGGAAUCUCCAGCUCGGUAUCCUGUACUGUGUAAGAAAGCUCUCAAGAGUGCACUAAACCUUCACAGAAAGGAGACUGUCAUUGAUACUGUGAAAUUUAGCAAAUGUAUACAUAGUUUGAUUAAUCUUUCUUUGCCAACUGGAUUAACAGACUUGGGUGCCUCUGUACUGCAGGAGGUGUGGGACUACUUUGAAGAUGCUCUGAGCGUAGUCAGCAGCACAGAUGCUUACCCGGAGAUGGAGAUCCUCUGGUUGAUGACAAGAGCCUGGAAUACAGGAAUAUUUCAGUAUACUGUUGGUAAAUACAAGGAAGCUGAGCAGUGGUGUGGAUUAGGAAUGCGUUUCCUCAAUCACUUAGGAUCUCUGAAGAAAAGCUAUGAAGGGCAUAUGAUUGGUCUUUAUAGUGAGGUUCUGGACAAACUGGACAGAGCAAAAGGGUUUCUUCCAAAUGAAGAAGAAUAAUGGCAGCCACAAGUGCAAAAAAGGAGGACAGCAGUCUGUUGGGAAUAUUCUCCUGAAUGAAAGAGGCCGUUAGCUCUGCAAAGGCUUGGGGUCAUGGGAGCAGUGGAAAAGAAACCAGGAUCCCCUUGGAAAAUAAGUUAUGUACUUUUUAGGAAGUGUAUAUUGAAUAAGCAUAAUUGUUUUACUCUAGGGAAUAAUUUUUGUUCUCUGGAGCUAUAUAACAGUUAGAAAUAAAUACUUAACUUUUUCAUUAGAUCUGCCUGCUGUUGUAUAAUAGGUUGGUUUAAUUACCUGAUUUUAGUAGUAAGUGGCAGUGAGAACAAUAAAAGUAUUCCAAGACCAGGCAUCUCCUGGUCAUAGCUUCCAUAAAUAUUUAUCAGAUUGUUUAGUUUUCAGUCCAUUUCAGUAUGGACAAGAAUUCAGAGCUGUUUGGCAGUUUUGCAAUUUAGAAUAAAAAAGAGCAGGUACUAUUUAGCUGACAGAAAAAGCUAAAGCUUUGACUAGGUACUGCUGCUUAUAGACUGCUGUGACUGAUACAUUCCUCCUGUUUGAAUUGACUGAACUUUGGUCCAGGCAGAUCUCAGCAAGUUGGCCUAAUCAAAGUUAAUCCUAUGUGUGAGGCUAUCAGUGAGAACUCAGCACCAAACCUAAAAAAAUUGGUUUGACUGGAGACUGGGCUGAUAAGUGGCCAAAACCGUGUUAACACAGCAGAAAAUAUGACUACAAAUCAACCACUUCACAGUAUAAAUAUCUGCAGCCAUCAGGGUCCCUUGAGCUCUCCCUCCAUAGCAGCUGGCUGCACAGCAGUGAUCUCCCCAUGAGCAGGAAUGUCUCUCAAGGUUACCCCUCGAGGCUGAGAGAUCCCUUACCUGACACCAGACAUUGACUGGGUGGUAAGUGACAUUUGUUGCAUGCAUGUAACAUUUAAGAUGUGUAUAGUAAGCUUCAGCGAUAAUCUUUGUAUCCCGUACUAACUUUAAGUGUAGUAAAUAGUAUUGACUGCCACUCCAUCUGUACUUAUUAAAUAUCUUACGUACCUAAAUUUACUGAUUAGAACUCAAUAAACUAACUACUAGUUCA